CCAGUAGCAGAGACUUGACUUUGAUAAGAGACAGAAGCUGUGAGCGGAAGAGAGAGAGAGAUGAACAAGAAGAAGAUAUUCAAGCUAGCGAAAGGGUUCAGAGGGAGAGCAAAGAACUGCAUAAGGAUAGCAAGGGAAAGGGUGGAGAAGGCUUUGCAGUAUUCUUACAGAGAUCGACGCAACAAGAAAAGGGACAUGCGUUCCCUUUGGAUCGAAAGAAUCAAUGCUGGCACCCGUCUUCAUGGAGUAAACUAUGGUAAUUUCAUGCAUGGGUUGACGAAGGAGAAUAUCCAAUUAAACAGGAAAGUGCUAUCAGAGCUCUCGAUGCAUGAGCCAUAUAGCUUCAAGGCCCUCGUAGACACCUCUCGGAAUGCCUUCCCUGGAAACAAGAAGGCAGAAGUUCUUCCCAAAAAGGAAGGCCUUGCAAUACUUAUUUAACUGUCUAUUUUCAUCAAUCUCUAGAUCAAUGUGUUAGUGUUUUUGAAACUGGAUAGUUCAGAACUCCUUUUGUAGGUUUCUUCAACUUUGUUGAAAUGCUCUUUGUUUGUGGGUUUCUUUAUCACAAUAUGGUAAUCUUUAACACGUCUGGGAAACGUUGAGAGGCAAAGAACAAAAUGGGAGCAGUGGAAAGAGCUCUAGGUGAAAGGAGGGAGAUAAGUGGCAGUGCGCUUUCUCUUUUAUGUGCUUCAACUGCUGCUCUACCCUGUUUUGAAUGAACCAUGAUCUACCCACUUUAUUCCUGGUGUUAAUUUUGAUGUAGUUAAUAACUUAUCGUAACUAAAUGGGGUUGGCAACAUAGAUCCUUGCUUUUCAA
Molecule: messenger RNA, 814 nt
Organism: Macadamia integrifolia
Lineage: Eukaryota; Viridiplantae; Streptophyta; Magnoliopsida; Proteales; Proteaceae
Product: 50S ribosomal protein L20
Exons: 2
Coding region: 61-438 (125 amino acids)
Biological process (GO): translation; ribosomal large subunit assembly
Cellular component (GO): ribosome
Molecular function (GO): rRNA binding; structural constituent of ribosome
Source: RefSeq, a predicted model, not a curated record